Messenger RNA from Aspergillus nomiae NRRL 13137, 1086 nucleotides. Its product is annotated as Tim17/Tim22/Tim23/Pmp24 family protein. Gene Ontology annotation, biological process: mitochondrial respiratory chain complex I assembly. The coding region runs from base 1 to 687 and encodes 228 amino acids. The record is from RefSeq and is a predicted model, not a curated record. NCBI's taxonomy places the organism in Eukaryota, Fungi, Ascomycota, Eurotiomycetes, Eurotiales, Aspergillaceae. The transcript is spliced from 4 exons.
AUGGCAGAAACCGCGACUUCCCAAAAUCCCAGCGAACCGUCGGAACGACUCGCCCACUACAAGCAGAAGCCCAUUCCAGAUUCAACCGCCACCAUGGCUGGACAAACUGAAGACCACAGCUACCAUCCUAAGGAUGCGAUCCAGGCGACAAUGAAGACCACUAUGCUCACUGGUGGAGUGGGUCUUUUCGCCUCGGCAGUUCAGAACACCCUCACCAGGAAGAACGUUGGGCCAUUCGGUGUCUUCGUGAGAAGCGGCAGCACAAUCGGUGUUUUCGCGGCAAUGGGAGGUACCUAUGAGUUCGUGAAGACGGCGUCCGCCAACCUGCGGGAGAAGGAGGAUCACUGGAACGUCGCAUUGGGCGGUUUCUUCUCUGGUGCGAUCCUGGGUCUACGAGCCCGGACUUUCCCCGCCCUUCUCGGUUAUGGUGCUGCACUGGCAACCGCCAUGGGCGCUUUCGAAUACACCGGCGGAUCGUUGUGGGGUUACAAGAAGAACGCCGAUAUUGAUGAGUUCGAGCGUCGGGAGCAAUUGCGGAAGUCAUACAGAACCUCGGGCGAGCAGACCCUUGCCGAAUUGGGUGAGGGACGAGGUCUCUAUGGUCCUGGCUACGCCGAGAGACGGGCACAGAGAAUCAAGGAAGCAUACGGUAUCGAGGUCCCCACAUCCCAGGCUCCCGCUUCAUGAAUAUAGUUCGGUUUCCAGGUCUCUUUUCAAUCUGCCGAUUCCCAGUAUCCUUGUGUAAAAUUACCCUUAUAUGUCGAACACAUUUAGCUAGCAACUUUGGCAAAAUUCUUUACUGGAGAUUGCAUUGUUCAUGGGUCAUGUUUUCUGUGUUGAUGUCUUUCCAUCACUUGACCAACAUGAACGUAAGAGCAUGGGUGGCGGCGUGAUUACAUUUCUAGCGUAAGGGACCAAUUGCGUACAGCCAACACAUUAUAUGCUGAGCUAUGUAUGCCGUGUCAUUCUUCAAUGUGCAUUGCGAUUAUAUUUAGAGUGAAGCAGCGAGGGAUGUUAGAUACCAGCGGCGGUCUAUCUGCAAGACUAUGCGAUAAGGAUCAACCCAUGCUUGGAGGAUCAACGGCG